Molecule: messenger RNA, 1373 nt
Organism: Phialemonium atrogriseum
Lineage: Eukaryota; Fungi; Ascomycota; Sordariomycetes; Cephalothecales; Cephalothecaceae
Exons: 2
Coding region: 227-1078 (283 amino acids)
Source: RefSeq, a predicted model, not a curated record
AUCGAGGCAGGGGCAUUUAACUGUUCAGGUAAGAGCAUUUGGCUAUUUGGGCAGGGGCAAUUAGGUAUUCGGGCAGGGGCACUCAGUUAUUCAGGGAGGGGCAUUUCUGCCCAGCACAGACCCCCCUGCCCGCAGAGACAAGCUCACAUUAAAACAUCACAGCGCAACACCAAAACCCAACCGAAAAAAAAGACGCCAUCAACAUCGUACCUUUCUUUGAAUCAAAAUGAAGGAAUUGGGCAUGCUAGUCCCUACGGAGGUCAUCGAGGACGCCGAGUCGAAGCCCAAGCUCCGGAACUACCAGAUCCCUCUGAGUCGGAUUCAGAAACCACACAAGACGACGACCCCAAUGCCGAUCUCGGAGGUCAAGGAACGCGAGUAUAGAGUCGUUACCGCGCCCAAGGUGCGCGAGCUAGAGGAGCGAGGCUGGACCGUUUGGCACGCCCCACCUCCGGCUCUCGACAUCAAUAAGGGUUACAAGGAUGUUCGAGGGUGCUCUCGCUUCUUAGACGUCAACACCACCGACAAUCCGGCUGCAGAUAGCGCGUUCUUCCUUGGACGAGCCAAUGUCUUUGCCGUUGCCACCAUGACUGAUGGAAAGUGGCGCCCGGGUCAGUUGCUUGGUCCUGGCGGCUCGGAGGAGGUACUCGCCAAAUCCCCUUCCUUCGCCCCGUUUACUCCGGUAAAAGACAUGACCGAGACGCGUUCAGCGACCUCAACCGGCCAUCUCCACCAAUGGGUGCGACCAGCCGGCAUCGGAGCUGGCUGGGGCGCCUACGACGACUUCACUACCUUCCAAUCCUACGGUCGUCGAAUCGCGAAGGAGUUGGUCGAAGAGAGAGAAUGGUCGACCGGUGUAAUGGCGCCAUUCGAAUUCAAGAGCGAAUCGGGUGGUGAAACCUUCAGGUGCGACUCCAUACAGAUCACUGAUGAGAUCCCGGUCAGGCAGAAAGAGCCAGUUCCGCUGCGCCAGGCGAUGGAGGCCACGCAGUCGAACCACGGUUGUGGACGCGGUGGUGGACGCGGUGGGCGUGGUGGUGGACGUGGUGGCCAGUGGGAGGGGCUCAAUGAUCUGUGAGGCUUUGUCACUCAUCCUCGCCUUCGGGCUUGUGAGUACACCUUCGCCUUCGGGCUAGAGAAUAACUAAAGGUUGUGGUGGUGUACCCUGUAUAUCUGCGUUCGCCGCUUUGGCUAAUGGUGAUGCCGGGGGCGGGUUCGACACCCGUGACAACCAGAUACUUCAUUUUGCGCUCUGCGAGCUGAGGAGCUCACCCUGACAGCUUUGUAUGGCAUUCCGGAUGCUGGAGAACAGCUGGUCUCGAUGAACGGAAUGUGUACGUGGAUCCCUAAGUUGAUAUGAUAGUCCCUCCCAG